This is a messenger RNA of Linum trigynum, 3781 nucleotides long. The record is from the annotation of a GenBank genome assembly. Lineage: Eukaryota; Viridiplantae; Streptophyta; Magnoliopsida; Malpighiales; Linaceae.
CUCUUUCCUUCGAAAUUGUGAAAUGGAAAUAAGGAUUCAAUUUGAGAGCCCGACGUUUUUGGUUUAUUUCAAUUUUCAAUUUUCUACAAUUUUUUUAAUUAAAUUUAGUGGCUGAAUGACAAAAACCGGACAAGCGGCUCGAUCGGCUCGAACGAUUAACCGCCUCGGCCGCUCGCCAACCGCUACAUAAAACCGGAGCGGCUUUUAGACUGUUCCGAGCCGGUUUUGUGACCGGGUGGCGGUUUUACUGGUCGGGCCGAGCCGCUCGGUUCGGCUUUAAUAACACUGGGGAAAAGAAUAAGCAAUUCAACCAAAAGCAAAAGCGGCAGCGUGUGGCUGGUAGCCUGUCCGACUCCCUUUCCCAAUCCCUAAUUUUCGAACCAAAACAAUCCCUUCCCAUCAUCAUUUUCUUCUCCCAAGUUCCAACUACCGCUCCAUCAGCAGCAGCCUCCAAACCAUCCGCUUGCUCGACACCUUCCUUUCUCGCCGGCGAAUUGCAUCAGCAGCCAUCAGGUACCUGCUACUUCUUUGUUCAACAGUGGCUUCUUUCGUUUCUCGUUAGUUUUACUUUAAAUGUGUGGAGCUAGGGAGAAAUUUAUGCUUGCUCAUUUGAUUCGUGGAAUGCAAAUGAGUGACAUGGUUGUUGAAUUGAUUCGAUUUGUUUUUAGGUGUUCAAGAUGGAUAAAAGUUGGAUGAAUAAACAAGAACUAGUGAUGAAUACAGACACGGAUUAAAUCAUUUUCUUGCACAUGCAUUUGCUUUGCCAUGUUCUCGUGAUGGUAAAAUUCUAUGUCCAUGCAAGAAUUGUUCGAACUGAGGCUCGUAAAAUCUUUGAGUUACUGGAAGCAAAUGAAACUGAAUUAUAUCCUGGUUGUACAAGCCAUUCCAAUCUUUCUUUCAUCAUUAAGUUAUUUCACCUGAAGUGUCUUGGAAACUGGUCUGUCAAAUCAUUCAGUAUGUUAUUACAACUACUAAGACAAGUACUUCUAGAGGGCGACACUUUACCUGAAUCUUAUUAUGAGGUCCAGAAGUUGAUAUCAAACUUAGGUUUGACCUAUGAAGUUAUCGAGGCUUACCGUAACGAUUGCAUGUUGUUUUGGAAAAACCAUUAAAAUGAGUCAGAGUGUCUUGUGUGUGGAGCUGAUAGAUGGAAAAAUCAACCCAGUGAAGUUGUUGGAUCAUCAAAGAAAAAGCUGAAGAACAUUCCUUAUAAGAAGCUUUGGUAUUUUUCAAUAGGAAAGAGGCUGCGGAGAUUGUUUUUGUCAUCUAAAACAGCUUCUUCUAUGCGUUGGCAUAAAGAAGGACGUACAAAUGAUGGAAACUUAAGGCAUCCUGCAGAUUCUCCGGCAUGGAAAACUUUUGACUUUAGACAUGGAGAGUUUGCUUCAGAUCCUCGUAAUGUUAGAUUGGGUUUAUCUACAGAUGGUUUCAAUCCAUUUAGGUCAAUGAGUUCAUCUCACAACACAUGGCCAGUUGUCUUAAUCCCUUAUAACCUUCCUCCUUGGUUAUACAUGAAACAAUCGUACAUGUUUUUGUCGCUACUCGUUCCUGGACCUACGUCUCCUGGAAAUGACAUUGAUGUAUAUUUGCAGCCUUUGAUUGAUGAGUUACUGGAUGAGCUGCAAGGCAAGCAAGUCAAAUUUGGAAAGUUGAGCCAAAGCGAUCCUCUACCGUAUGGCUGGAAGAAACAGAGUGUGUUCUUUGACCAACCAUAUUGGAAGAUAACAUCUUGAGACAUAACUUGGAUGUGAUGCAUAUUGAAAAGAAUGUUUGUGAUAGCAUUCUUUUUACAUUACUAAAUGUGAAAGGGAGGACGAAGGACACUGUUAACUCCCGAAAGGACAUGCAGUUACUAAGGAUAAGAAAGGAGUUACACCUGAAAAUAGAUGGUUCUGGUAGGGUAUACAUGCCUGAUGCAACUUUCACCCUCUAUAAAAAAGAGAAGCAAAGAUUGUGUAAGGUAUUAAAGAGUGUUAAAGUUCCUGAUGGGUAUGCCGCCAAUAUAUCAAGGUGUGUGAACUGGAAGGAAAGAAAAAUCUCUCUUCUGAAAAGCCAUGAUAGCCAUAUCCUAAUGCAGCAAAUUCUUCCUUUGGCCAUUAGAAGGAUAUUACCUAAAGAAGUCCGCAAGCGUUUGAUACAAUUAAGCUUGUUCUUCAGGGAAUUAUGUUCAAAGGUUGGUCGUGUGGAGAACUUGAAUCGUUUAGAAGAGAAGAUGGCUUUAACUCUGUGUCAUUUAGAAAGAAUAUUUCCACCAUCAUUUUUUGACAUAAUGGGUCAUUUAACUGCGCAUUUGGUGAAUGAGACCAAGCUUGGUGGGCCGGUACAAGCACGAUGGAUGUAUCCAGUUGAGCGGUAUGUAUUGUUCUUAUUGAUUAUUCAACGAGGUUUGCUUAAGAGUUAUAAUUAUUUUGGUACAUUUCUUUCCCUCUUGAUUCUGUAUGUUUUAUUGUUUUAGGUACCUAUCUAAAUUAAAGUCAUAUGUUGGUAACAAAGCUCAUCCAGAAGGCUCAAUAGCAAAUGGAUAUUUAGCUUAGGAGUCCCGAACAUUUUGUUCAAGGUAUUUACAAGGAACGAAGACACGGUUUAAUCGCCCUCCGAGGAAUGAUGAUAACUCCAAUGAAGAAAUAUCAACGAUAUUUCCAAAGAUGGGUCGUCCGAUAGGAAGUGGGAACAUUGUUACUUUGGAUAAUGACACUUUAGCCAAGGCACAUCAAUAUGUGCUUGCUAAUUGCAGUGACGUGGCCCCUUACAUUGAGUAAGACAUCUAUCUAUCAUGUUUUUUUUAUUAUCCUUUGGUUUAAAUAAUUUGAUACUAAUAUUUAUAUUGUUGAACAGCCAACAUCUUUCAUUGUUGAGAAGCCAAUAUCCACGUAAGUCACCGCAUGUCAUUCAAGUCCUUCAUAAUUCAAAGUUAUGCCAGUGCUCGAGACAGGAAUCCAAUAUACAGUGAGGUAAGUUAUUAUGGAGUACUUCGGGAGAUAUUGGAAUUGGAUCAUUGGGUUGGUAAGAAAGUGGUGUUGUUCAAGUGUGAUUGGGUGUCAAGUGGCAGAGGUUUGAAACAAGAUGACUUAGGUUUCAUCUUGGUUAAUUUUGCGCAACGAUUGAGGAAUAAAGAGCCUUUCGUGAUGGCUUCUCAGGCCCAACAAGUAUUUUAUGUCCAAGAUCCCAUCGAUCAGGACUGGCAGGUGGUUAUCAAAACAGUUUCGAGAGAUUUCUACGAUAUGGAUGAAGAAGUUGGUGAUGUUGAUACUCAUUUACAAAGUGAGAUAUGCAACGACAGUGGUGUGAUAUUUGAUGACAUUCCAAAUGAUGAAGCUGUUGAAUGGAUAAGAGCCAGUAGAAAUGGAGAGUUAAUUGACGAUCCUACAGAGUUAGUUGGAAUUGAAUUAGUAGAACAUCAAAAUGAAGCUACACAGGAAGAAGAUAAUGACAACGAGGUCGAAGAGGAUAUGACUACCACUAAUAAUCAGGAUGCAUACCACUAUUGAUGUGCACCUAAUUCUGAAAUCCUACAAUUUACUUGUAUUGCUUAUAUAACUGGUACGUACUUCUCCUUUUGGUGAUGAGCUAUGAAGUUUAUAUUAUCAUCAUGGUACGUUCUAUAACUAUUGAUGUUGUUUCUCCCAAUAUUUGAAGACUGGAACAUAUAGAUUUAAUGGUUAGAUUAUGCGGAAGUAAUUGUGGAUUUGUGGAAGUUUUUCGUCAAAGUUGUAGUUGCUCCAUUUUGCCGCCUGUGUAAUUAGUCUUGGCGGAAUUUUUUAAAUGAAUAGUUGGGCCGCCU